Molecule: messenger RNA, 2838 nt
Organism: Lynx canadensis (Canada lynx)
Lineage: Eukaryota; Metazoa; Chordata; Mammalia; Carnivora; Felidae
Gene: NGLY1
Product: N-glycanase 1
Exons: 12
Coding region: 34-1998 (654 amino acids)
Biological process (GO): protein deglycosylation; protein quality control for misfolded or incompletely synthesized proteins; glycoprotein catabolic process
Cellular component (GO): cytosol; cytoplasm; nucleus
Molecular function (GO): peptide-N4-(N-acetyl-beta-glucosaminyl)asparagine amidase activity
Source: RefSeq, a predicted model, not a curated record
GCGAGGGGCGGCGACGGCCGCGGGCGCUCAAGCAUGGCGGCAGCCGCGUUGGGCAGCUCUUCGGGCUCUGCGUCCCCGGCUGUGGCCGAGCUGUGCCAGAACACGCCAGAGACCUUUCUGGAGGCCUCCAAGCUGUUGCUCACCUACGCAGACAACAUCCUCAGAAACCCUAAUGAUGAAAAAUAUAGAUCUAUCCGGAUCGGAAACACAGCUUUUUCUACUAGACUCUUACCUGUCAGAGGAGCCGUUGAAUGUUUAUUUGAAAUGGGCUUUGAAGAGGGAGAAACACAUCUUAUCUUUCCUAAAAAAGCUUCAGUGGAACAGCUGCAAAAAAUUCGUGACCUGAUUGCCAUAGAAAGAAGUAGCAGAUUGGAUGAAUCAAAUAAGACUUACAAAGUAGAAUUAUCUCAGCAACCUGCACCCAGUACCCAGCUUCCCAUUACACAGUCUUCAAAUCCUAAUGGGUUAACCCAGCAUGCAGGGAACAGUGAAGGACAAUCAUCAAAUCCACCAUCUGCUCCAAUGGUUACCACUGAUUCAGUCAUUCUAAAAGUUCUGCGGUCCAACAUUCAGCAUGUGCUGGUCUAUGAGAACCUUGCUCUCCAGGAAAAAGCACUGGCUUGUAUUCCAGUCCAAGAACUAAAAAGGAGAUCUCAAGAAAAGUUAUCUAGAGCUAGAAAAUUGGAUAAAGGUACUGAUGUAAGUGAAGAGGAUUUUCUUCUGCUGGAGCUUUUACACUGGUUUAAGGAAGAAUUUUUUCAAUGGGUGAAUGACAUUUUGUGCAGCAAAUGUGGUGGCCAGACUAAGUCUAGAGGUGAAUCAUUAUUUCCCAAUGAUGAUGAACUGAAGUGGGGUGCGAACAGAGUAGAAGAUCAUUACUGUGAUACAUGCCAGUUCAGCAAUCGAUUCCCAAGGUAUAAUAACCCUGAGAAACUUUUGGAAACGAGAUGUGGACGGUGUGGCGAGUGGGCCAAUUGUUUUACGCUGUGCUGUCGAGCCUUAGGGUUUGAAGCUCGCUAUGUUUGGGAUUAUACAGACCAUGUCUGGACAGAAGUCUAUUCACCUUCUCAGCAGCGGUGGCUGCACUGUGAUGCAUGUGAAGAUGUCUGUGAUAAGCCACUCCUUUAUGAAGUAGGGUGGGGCAAGAAGCUUUCCUAUGUCAUAGCAUUUUCUAAGGAUGAGGUGGUUGAUGUCACUUGGCGAUACUCUUGUAAACAUGACGAGGUAAUCUCCAGAAGAACUGAGGUUAAAGAAGAAUUACUUCGAGAAACUAUUAAUGGACUUAAUAAGCAGAGGCAAAUAUCUUUGUCGGAAAACAGAAGAAAAGAACUUCUCCAGAGGAUAAUCGUGGAACUUGUUGAAUUUAUAUCUCCCAAAACCCCUAAGCCUGGAGAACUUGGUGGAAGAAUAUCUGGGUCAGUGGCUUGGAGAGUAGCCCGAGGUGAAAUGGGUCUAGAGAGAAAAGAAACCCUGCUCAUUCCCUCUGAAAAUGAGAAGAUUUCCAAACAGCUCCACCUUUGUUAUAAUAUUGUGAAAGAUCGUUACGUCCGAGUUUCAAAUAAUAAUCAAACCAUUUCUGGAUGGGAGAAUGGUGUGUGGAAAAUGGAAUCCAUAUUCAGAAAAGUUGAAACAGACUGGAACAUGGUAUAUUUAGCCCGAAAAGAAGGAUCGUCUUACGCUUACAUUUCCUGGAAGUUUGAGUGUGGGUCAGUUGGCUUCAAAGUAGAUAGCGUUUCCAUUAGAACGAGUAGUCAAACCUUUCAAACUGGAACAAUACAGUGGAAAUUGCGAUCUGACUCAGCACAAGUAGAACUGUCAGGCGAUAAAACUCUUCGCUCCUAUCAUGAUUUUUCUGGUGCCACUGAAGUUAUUUUGGAAGCAGAAUUAAGCAGAGGAGAUGGUGUUGUUGCUUGGCAACAUACUCAGCUGUUUAGACAAAGCUUAAAUGACCAUGAAGAAAACUGUUUGGAGAUAAUUAUAAAAUUCAGUGACCUUUGAGAACCUGAACAUUAUAGAAAAGCUGACAAUAAUCAAAGAUUUACUGUGUUCUAAAGUAGUCUGUGGGUUCAGUGCAUGCUUAGUUGGCUAUUUACUACCCUCUGCUAGCCUGUUUUCUUUGGCUAGCUGUCCAUCCUGUACCCCUCAGGAAAAUAUAUCUUUGUACUACGGACCAUCGAAACCUUGAAUGAAAAGCUCCCUUCCAUAUGUGACUGUAAUUUGAAGUAAGUCUUAUUGCCUCAAUAUGAGAUUUUAAUCUAAAAACUGUAAGUAUAGUUUUAAAAGUAAAAUGAAGGUAUUCAUGAUGAACUGCUAUUCAUGAUUAUGAUAUAAUCUUAAGCUAAUAAUAGUAAUUUGACAUUUUUUUGAUUGGCCAUUAAUUUCUUCAUAAGUAAUUAGGUUUCCUAAGAUUUUUAAUUUUUAAUAAAUGUGAAAGUAUAGUAUCUCAUAAGUUAUAAUGCAUGAACAUUUUUAUGAUUGUAAAUACAUAGGCAUUUAAGAAAUAAAAUGAAUUAUUUUGUCGUAUCAUUUUAGUGGUUACUUUGACUAAAUAAGAAUCUUUAAUAAGUAUGCUAAACAUUGAAAACUGCUGGGAUAGAUAAGAGUUAUGAAAACAUUUAACACUGGCUGCAUAAAUUCAGAGAUACAUUAUAAAUCCAUGUGUAGACACUUUAGAAUAUGCUUUACUUUGGAGUUUACUUUUGAGUAUUUCUAUCUACCUCAUUGAAUAAAUAUCUGUUCUUGUCUUUGAAACUGUGUAACUAGAUUAUGCAGUACAUGCUGUUUCAAGAGUUUUUGGUGUGUUCCGUGUAACCUCUCCAAUUAAAUGUAUUAAGCAUU